ACAUUCCUCGCCACUUUGAUGCCCGGAUGGAGAAACAGGGGAGAUGAUUUUAAGACUCCCGUUCGCCAUCCGCUCCGCCCUUCCCUCCCCUUCUCUCCCUCUCCACCGCCGGCCAAUCCGCUCUCCUCCGGCCUCGGCCCUCUCCUCCUUGCCGCCAAGACCCCGCCAAGAAAUCCCUCUCUUCCUCCGCCCCCUCGCCCACUCCGCCGCCCGCUCCGACCUCGAUGCCUUCCGCCGCUGGGCCAAAUCCCUUGCCCUCACCGCCGCCCCCGGCAUCGCCGCCGCCGCUGACGGUGGCCCCGACGCCGAUCACCUCAUCCGAGAGCUCUCCUGGCUGGUCCAGGACGCCACCUCUGAGCCCGAGGUCGGCGACGAGGUUCGCCUGAGGGUCGGACUGGAGGAGCUCUACCGCCUAUGGAGGGAGAGGAUCGAGAAGAGGAGGCCGUUCCAGUACUUGGUCGGGUGCGAGCACUGGAGGGAUUUGGUUUUGGUGGUGAGGGAGGGAGUGUUGAUACCGAGGCCGGAGACGGAGUUGCUGGUGGAUAUGGUGGCGGAGGUGGAGGGGUUCCAGGAGGGAUUGUGGGCUGAUAUGGGGACUGGGAGUGGCGCCAUUGCCGUGGGGAUUGGGCGGCUCUUGGGGGUGAGAGGGAAGGUUUUUGCAACGGAUUUGAGCCCGGAUGCGGUGGAGGUGGCGAGGUUUAAUGUGGAGAGGUAUGGUUUAAAGGAUAAAGUUGAGAUAAGAGAAGGACCAUGGUUUGAACCUCUUCAAGAUGUCAAAGGCAAGCUUGCAGGAUUGGUCAGUAAUCCUCCAUAUAUACCAAGCAGUCAUAUAUCUGGACUACAAGCUGAAGUUGGCUGGCACGAACCAAGGCUGGCUCUAGAUGGAGGCAAGGAUGGCACUGAUUACCUUCUUCAUCUUUGUGAAGGAUCUGCUUCGGCACUAAAGCCUGGCGGUUUCUUUGCUUUCGAGACAAAUGGUGAUAAGCAAUCUGAGUUUAUUGCAGAUUUCAUUAGCACAAUGUGGGGGAAUUUCUUUGAAAAUGUAGAGACUGUAUUAGACUUUGCAGGAAUCAAACGUUUUGUGACCGGGGUUCGCAGAUGAAUAUCGGCCAUGUAGAAGAUAUUUCAAUUCAUCACAAGCCCUGGCUGCUAUAGAAAGUUUGGAGGUGCUAGUUUGUACAAUAAACUAGAUCCUUCGUAGGCUUUUUGCUUUCAAGUCUGAUAGGAUUUAUGAAGACAUUAGUAUGGGAUACAUAUAUUGCUCCUGCUAACAAGCUUCUCAAGGGCAGUGGUUAAACAUAUAAUCAAUGGAUUUGAUAUUUCAGAACC
Phoenix dactylifera (date palm) is the source of this 1329-nucleotide messenger RNA. RefSeq names its product RNA methyltransferase family protein. Gene Ontology annotation, biological process: protein methylation. The record is from RefSeq and is a predicted model, not a curated record. Gene Ontology annotation, molecular function: protein methyltransferase activity; nucleic acid binding. NCBI's taxonomy places the organism in Eukaryota, Viridiplantae, Streptophyta, Magnoliopsida, Arecales, Arecaceae.